This is a messenger RNA of Closterium sp. NIES-67, 1671 nucleotides long. The record is from the annotation of a GenBank genome assembly. Lineage: Eukaryota; Viridiplantae; Streptophyta; Zygnematophyceae; Desmidiales; Closteriaceae.
UCAGUAGAGCUAGGGUUUCAUUUUGAGAGUGUUCGCUAAUUUUGUUGGGAGAAUCAAGCUGACUGCUGGGCGAAGGGCGUUUUCCACUACUCCUGGGCCUGACAGGCCCAAGCGUUGGCGAAUAAGGCUUACGUAACUAGUUACCUUCGUCGGCUUAGGUCGAUAUGGACCGUCGUGCUUAGCUGCUAUCUCCUCUUUGUAUUCGAGGAGGAUGGCAUCACGUGGGAAACAGAAGAUGUCUUAACGGUUGUCUGUGGGGUGGUGCUGCUGUGUGCGCGCAGCGUGCUGUUGCAGCUGCUGUCCAGGAAUCUCACCAUGGCUGCAAUGGCGGGUUUCACGGCGGGUUUCGCGGGUCUCUCGUGCUGCAUCCAGCAGUUAUCGGUGGAGGAAGGAGUGUCGUUGUCGUCGGAAGUGGCGUGUGGUCCCAAAUUGUUCAAAUCGUUCAAGUCGUUCAAGCUGAAGGGAGUUGCAUCUUCUAACGCUCCUCGACUUAAAGCGUUCUCGUCGAGGGCUCCUCGCGUCCACCUCUCCCACCGCAAGGAGGGAGAGGCCGCCAAGAUGGGUCUACGCGCGUCAGCGAUGAGAAAGGGAGCGCGGGGGAGUGCACGUGUAUCAUACGGCAGUGACAUCAAUGAAGACGGGGGAAUUAAUGGAUUUAAUAAAAAUAGGUGUUCCAGCAAUGAUUUCUGGACCAAUAUCUGUCAGGCAAGGGCGUUCUUAUGCUCCUCGCUGAACAGCAGAGCUGCCUUUGAACCCUGUGGCCCUGUGCGGGCUUCUGAGGCGGUUUCGCUGGCCGGCGAAGUGCGAAACUUUGACAGCCAGGUUACCAGCGGCCUUGAUUUCGCAGGCUCGGAGGAGUCGGCGAAGGGUGCGGUUGCCGCCCGGCAGCUCAUGUGGCUGCCUGGGUGGCUUAACUUGUCGGCGGAGGAGCUCAAAGCGGUGUUCGCGACAUUCGCGAUGUCGCUGAUUUUUCGCUUUGUCGCCGAGCUGCGGUUCAUUCCUUCGCUCUCCAUGUACCCCACGCUUGACGUGGGGGACCGAAUCGUCGCAGAAAAGGUUUCCUACUAUUUCAGGAAGCCGGAGGUCGACGAUGUCGUCAUUUUCAAGGCUCCCAAGGCCCUGAAGAAGCAUGGCUACAGUGAGGAAGAGGUGUUUGUGAAGCGAAUUGUCGCUACUGAAGGAGACUUGGUGGAGGUGAAGUCUGGCAGGCUGUUUGUGAACGGAGUGGAGAAGGAUGAGGAUUACAUUCUGGAGCAGCCUACUUACAACAUGGAGACCCAGUACAUUCCAUCUGGCCACGUCUUUGUUAUGGGCGACAAUCGCAACAACAGCUUUGAUUCUCACACAUGGGGGCCGUUGGCUGUCAAGAAUAUUGUUGCUAGGUCUGUGUUUAUUUACUGAAUGGAAGUCUUUUAUGCAAUGAAUGGUUUUAUUUCUAUGGUGUGUUCUGUAAUUAUUUGUGGUUGCCAACAUUGGCAGUUUCUAGGUUGGUGAUUCAUUGUAUAAUUAUCACCAUGGGAGUGAAUGGUAAAUAUGAAUGGUUGUUGCCAGCGAGUUUCAAAAAGUAGGGAUCUACAGCUCGUUAGAGGAGGGUAGCAUAAGGUAACGUGGUGUCCAAUGCAGUGGGUGGUUAGAAUUGGUACAUUUUUGUUAUGCACUAUACUCACUAGU